AUGGCCGAGCAUCUGUACAUCGACGAGACUCCGGACGAGGUCAAGAAUGCCCAAGGCCUACACUUGAUCACGCAGAGCACGCCAAAUGGCCAGAAAGUGCAGAUCAUGCUCGAAGAGCUCAAAGAUGCCUACGGUACCUCCUGGUCAACAACGAUCAUCAACAUCAUGACGAACGAGCAAAAGAAGGAGUGGUUCCUGCGCCUCAACCCCAACGGCCGCAUCCCCGUCCUCGUAGACAACAACCAAGACCCGCCGUUUCCGGUGAUGGAAACGUCUGCCGAAUUGCUGUACCUGCUAAAGGUCGCAGACAAGGAGGACCGCUUCGGGUUCAAGGAUGACCUAGAGAGGAGCCAGUGUCUGCAGUGGCUCUUCUUCUGGCACGGCAGUGGUGCGCCCUACCAGGGGCAGGUGAACCACUUCUCGCGGGCAGCACCGGAGAAAAUCGAGUACGCGAUCAAGCGGUUCAAGAACGAGACCCUCCGCGUAUACGGCGUCUUGGAGAUACGCCUUUCCGGCAAAUACACCGGCGAGCCACGCGACUAUCUCGCCGGCAAUGGGAAGGGGAAAUACUCGGUCGCUGAUAUCGGGACUUGGACGUGGGUAAAGGGCUGGGAGAAGACCGGCUUCACGAAGGACGAGAUGGAGCCAUUUCCUCACUUGCUCAAGUGGAUCGACAGAAUUGCUGCCAGGCCAGCAGUCCAGAGGGGUAUUGGUGAAGCCUACAACAUGCAGAAAUAA
Coniosporium apollinis CBS 100218 is the source of this 738-nucleotide messenger RNA. RefSeq lists its product as uncharacterized. The transcript has 2 exons. Bases 1 to 738 code for a protein of 245 amino acids. Lineage: Eukaryota; Fungi; Ascomycota; Dothideomycetes. The record is from RefSeq and is a predicted model, not a curated record.